UACCAAAAAGAUAAAUUAACGGAAAGAAGACAGUUGUGUCGUGAACAGAGAAUAAAGCGAUUGUCAGGAAAGCAUGUCGGUUGAUUUCCAUAUCAUAUACCACGAAGAUGAUGAAAAUGAUGCCCGGUAUGCCCGAGAGAUCAUCAAUCGCUUAACUUCUGACAAAUUUUCGAUGUACGAGUCGCAUCCAGGGAAAACCUUUCUGGCAUGCGCAACAGAGGGUAUUAAGAUGAGCAGAGUCGUGUUUGUGUUGUUGUCAAAUGAAGCCAUCACGAGCAAAUGGUGGGAAAUGUGCGUACAUAUGGCCUUAUGCAACAGCCUAGGACUCUUGAACUCCGAGAAUAUCAUCCCGAUCUGGUUACCGGAAUUCGAUCCUAAGUUGAAUCCGCUUGAGUUACAAACUUGCGAAAAGCUUUGCUAUGAAGAUAGUGAUCGUUUUAGGACGAAAUUGCGAAAAUGCUUUGCUCAGCAAUGAAAGUCAAUCGCCAUCUGAUCUAGAUUGUGUGUCUGUGCGUGGGUGUGUGCGUGUUUGUGUGAAUUUCAGGGUAGAAUUAUGUGACAAUGUGAUAAUAUCAUCAAUGUCCACACUACCAAUACUGCAAGUUGCAUAGAUUCGAUCCAGCGUCCAUCCACGACUGAGCCAUAACAUUAACUCAGUGACAAAUGGAGAGUUACAGGUCAGCCGUUGGUAUUCAACAGUGGACGGGAUCUAUAGAACUGCUAAAACAUCAAGUUUGUAACAAUGACAAUAUAUUUAGCGUUCAUAAUAUAUUUUAUUAUCAUAAAAUGAGAAUGUUCAUAUAUAUGUUACACUGAAUUAAAUAAUUUUAAAAAUCUCCGCGUGAUUUAUGAGAUUUCAAAAAUAUGCAUCUUUUUAUAUGUCAGUCAUUUAAAUUAAAAUAUUCUAAUACAUUUACCUGUUUAGAACGUUUUAUUAGUUAUUAUACAAAUAUUUGCAUGUAGUGCAAGCCUUCAUUCUCAUCGAACACGAGAAUAAGCGAUAUCGCGGGUUCAGUAACCUGGCACAUUUAGUAUAGAUUUAUUUUAUUGAAAUGCGAAGAUAAUAUACAUUGUUCGGUUCUUUGAAAGACAAUGGAAACCAAUGAAGUGUUGGACCGAUUUGAAAUUGAAUUCACAAAAUGAGAGCGCACUACUUAAAUAGGAGCGGGUCUUUGACUUAGUAAGUCAAUGUAUGUGUUUUGUACUUCGUUAACAUUAAACCAUUUGUUAGUCGGAUAUCGCCAAAACUAGUGGCUUGGGUUUAAGAUGCCAUUUUGCGGUUUAGCGUCCACGUGGGCGAAAGUGGCGGCUGUGAUGGUCGUGGCGUCUAUGGGGCUUCACGCCAGCGGAUAUGGCACCAACUACUGGAUGGCUAGGUACACAGUUAGGGACAAACUGAACUUUGGCAUCGGUCUGUGGAAGAUGACGAACUGUUCAGGUGGACACAAUUACCCGUGCUCAGACUCAGACUUUCCCUCUACUUACAACAACACUAAAGUAACGGUUGUUCGCGUGUUCGAGUCUCUCGUGCUGAUCAUGAUACUCGUGUGUAUGGUGUGUCUGAUUUUCUACGUGGGCUCAAUCCGGUCCCGCACUCGGGGAAUGGCCAUCGCUGUCAUGUCCAUGCUCUUCCUCGCAGCGACCUUUGGUGUCAACGGUAUGGCGGUAUGGGUUACCCAAGUACCACAGUACCACUACCCGAGCUGGUCGUUCGGCCUAACAGUGUUCGCCAUCACGGUCAACAUCACCGCCGCCAUUCUUCUUAUUCCGGACGUCCGCGAGUACGACUACAAGGAUCUGCUCAAGGUCGGUGGCCACUAUGACAACCUCGAGGUCUCCCGAGAAGAUAGCCAUCAUGCGGCGAGUGGGAAACCUAAGCCAGGGUCAGCAGGUGGAGUGGCGAGGUCGGCGGACUUCAGAGACGACAUGAAGCCUGUCAUCGAGUCACAGGGGCCUAAAGCUGCUCCUACGUAUCAGUACCUGCACUACGACAAGCGACGGAAGAUGGACGGAUUCUGAAUAGUGAUCUCAUUGCAUUUCAGUUGUAGUAAAUGCGUUUCGAUUCUCGGGAAUGUUUUAUUAUACAGUUGAAAUAUUGUCUUUCCUCAAUGUUAUUUAUUUCAAAUAGUUUGAAUAUUUAAAGACUUGUCGAACAAACGUUGGUUUUGUUCAUUUAUCGUCAACCAUUGAAUGAAUGUUUGUGUUUCACGCAAUAUAGUUUAUAAUUUAGUACGUAUUUCAUAUGACAAAAUGAUUUGCUAUAUAUAUAGGAAGUACCUUGCCCCGUCCGUUCAUCUUUCAAAGGACAUUGGGACAAGCCUACUUUUCUCCUUAAAUUAACUCCAUAUGAUUUUGAGGUAUUGUCUUCAAAAAUCAUACACAUAUUAAGUGUGUUGAGGUGAAGUGCUGUUCAAGGAGAACACUAUUUAAUCUAUGGUAUUUUUAGAGUAAUUUCCCUUCGAUUAUUCUUUUACCUUUUUUUUCUUCUUUCAAUAACUCCGUGUGAUUUUGUUGUAUUAAUACAUAACUGUGUUGUGAAGAAGUGCUUUGCAUGAGAAACAUUA
Molecule: messenger RNA, 2564 nt
Organism: Mya arenaria
Lineage: Eukaryota; Metazoa; Mollusca; Bivalvia; Myida; Myidae
Exons: 6
Coding region: 1267-2019 (250 amino acids)
Source: RefSeq, a predicted model, not a curated record